UGUUCGGUUCGUUAAGCAGUCUGCCGAUUCCACAGUGAUUUGCGUGGAGGUCAUCUAAGUAAGAAACAUUAACUGCUUUAUAUCCAGUAAACAAUGUUACUGAAAUUACUUGCGUUUUUGUGGUGCAGUUUUGUUGUUACACAAGCCCAGUAUGAAGUGCCUGAUGCCAAGGUGGAAGUCUUUUCUCCAAAAGGAUUUUCAGUAUCUAUUCCAGAUCACGAUGGGAUUAGAUUGUUUGCUUUCCACGGAAAAAUUAAUGAAGAAUUGACUGGAAGAGAGGCGGGUACCUUUUCAGAAGACAUAUUAAAGCCGAAAAAUGGUUGGUGGACAUUUCAUGCACCUUAUCAGAAGCUGCAACCUGGUGACAAAAUAUAUUAUUGGACUUACGUGGAACAUUUAGGACGGGGCUACCCUAAGGAUGAUCAAAUGUAUGAAGUGACAGAAUUAAUUCCAAAACCUACUUCAAGCCCUACAAGGCCAACAGUUACAACUUCACCACCAGUGGCGCCGAUAGUUACAUCAAAACCUGUGGGGGAAACUGGGUACAGCAGUUGUCAGAGUACACCAACAAAAUUCAAUAAUGGUAAAGGAACAUGCAAAGGAAAAUUAUUAUAUUCUCAUGGUUUCUCAAGUCAGGUGAUAGAGAAAUAUUGGACGGUAGCACAGCAAUUUGCUGGUUCUCCCGAUUACGAAUUCGUUAUAUACGUUAAUCGACCAGAAACAAUACAAAUAGUAAAUCGAAAACUUAAAAUGAAACCAGUUUUGAGUGAAGAUAUUUAUGGAAGUGGUUUUGUUACCGGUGAUUUUAACUUGGGAGAAAACUGUACAGGUACAACCGGUUCACUAGAUUGCGUCGUGCGACCUGAUGGAGGAUUUAUUUUACCACCUGUGUUAUCUUCUCAAAUAAGCACCAAGAGAAAAUUCUCUUUUAAAUACGGAACUAUUGAAAUCAAAGCUAAACUCCCCAAAGGCGACUGGAUAUAUCCAGAGCUCUAUUUGAAUUCAGCAAAUGAAGAUUAUGGACCUGGCUACGGCUCAGGUCAGAUAAGAAUAGCUUUUGCACCAGGCAACUCCGACUUAAAUCAAAUGUUGCAAGGAGGGAUUAUAUUAGGGGACAGCGUUGCAGCUAAAUCUUACGGAAUGAAAACCGUCCAGAAACAGACAGGCUGGUCGAACGAAUAUCAUACAUUCAAAGUCACCUGGAAGCCAGAGAGCAUUAUUCUGGCUGUUGAUGGCAAAACAUAUGGAACUAUUUAUCCCCCUUCUGAUGGUUUCGUCAGUUUAAGCUCUAACCUGCAAAUUAAAGAUGCGCAUAGAUGGAGGAGUGGUACAACUUUAGCUCCAUUUGAUAAAGAGAUGUACAUAACGUUAGGCGUCGGUGUUGGUGGAUUUAAUUUUGAAGACAGAACUGACGGAAGCAAGCCGUGGAGAAACGGUGCGCGAUCGAGUAUGAAAGACUUCUACAACGCCCGAGAACAAUGGUCCAGUACGUGGAACAGUGACAACGCUUUGGAUAUUGCCCUCGUUAAAGUUUGGGCCCUUUAAUGUGUUCCUGCUGGAUUUAUUUAACUGUUUCACAUCUUCUGACUCGUCAUAAAUUAUUGCUUCCGAUCAAGGAAGUCAGUAGUACCAUGACUUUUAUGUACUGAAAUAUAGAUACGUUUUUAUUUGACUUUUCAUUGAUUAUGGGGCUAAAAAGACAAAAACUAAAUGCAUCAAUAUUAUUUGUUUAGUGACUAUACCACUACAAACAGAUUUUUUUUAUUAAAACCGUUUAUCUACA
Molecule: messenger RNA, 1783 nt
Organism: Anoplophora glabripennis (Asian longhorned beetle)
Lineage: Eukaryota; Metazoa; Arthropoda; Insecta; Coleoptera; Cerambycidae
Product: beta-1,3-glucan-binding protein-like
Exons: 8
Coding region: 94-1545 (483 amino acids)
Biological process (GO): carbohydrate metabolic process
Molecular function (GO): carbohydrate binding; hydrolase activity, hydrolyzing O-glycosyl compounds
Source: RefSeq, a predicted model, not a curated record